ACCCCCACUUUCAAAAUCAAAAACCGCAUCUCUCUCUCUCUCUCUCUCUCUCUCUGCAACCACCGCCGUGACGACCAUGUCAACCACCACACCAUCGUCACCACAAAUCACCAUCAGAUCCGUCUUCGCACAAAACAUCGACACCGAAUUCCGCACAAUCUCCUCAAUCAUCGACGAUUACCCCUUCGUUUCCAUGGACACAGAGUUCCCCGGCGUCGUCAACCGCCCUAACCACCACCACUUCCACCACCACCACAGCCCCACCGACCACUACCUCCUCUUAAAAUCAAACGUCGACGUUUUAAAACUCAUUCAAGUCGGUCUAACCCUAACGGACGCUAACGGCAACCUUCCAGAUCUCGGAAACCCUAACUGCCGUUACAUUUGGGAAUUCAACUUCAACGACUUCGACCCGUCACGUGAUCAGCACGCUUCCGAUUCCAUUGAACUACUAAAGCGUCAAGGUAUUGAUUUUGAGAAAAAUAAAAAAUUAGGGAUUUGUUCAGUCAAAUUUUCGGAACUUAUGAUGACGUCAGGGUUGGUGUGUAAUGAACAUGUGAGUUGGGUGACGUUUCAUAGCGGUUAUGAUUUUGGUUAUUUGGUGAAGAUGCUGACUGGACGAGUGUUGCCGGGUGAGUUGACUCGGUUUUUGGAAUUGUUGAAUGUGUUUUUUGGGGCUAGGGUUUAUGAUGUCAAGCAUCUGAUGAGGUACUGCGAGAGUUUGUAUGGGGGGUUGGACCGGGUGGCCAAGACGUUGGAGGUGGACCGGGCGGUUGGGAAGUGUCAUCAGGCGGGUUCGGAUAGCUUGCUGACGUGGCAUGCGUUUGAGAAGAUUAGGGGGUUGUGUAAUGGUGGGUUUGAGAAGUAUGCUGGUGUGCUUUAUGGGCUUGAAGUUGUUUGAGAUGCUAGCUAGCUUGUAGAAUUCUUUGCUAAGAAUUUUAGUUGCAAAUCGACAGAUGUAAAGUUCUAGUAUUUCUAAUAUGAAUUAGCUGGUAUUAAUCGAUUAUUUCGUUUUUAUUUACA
Molecule: messenger RNA, 1023 nt
Organism: Helianthus annuus (common sunflower)
Lineage: Eukaryota; Viridiplantae; Streptophyta; Magnoliopsida; Asterales; Asteraceae
Product: probable CCR4-associated factor 1 homolog 11
Exons: 1
Coding region: 77-901 (274 amino acids)
Cellular component (GO): CCR4-NOT complex; CCR4-NOT core complex; P-body
Molecular function (GO): nucleic acid binding; poly(A)-specific ribonuclease activity
Source: RefSeq, a predicted model, not a curated record